Molecule: messenger RNA, 1328 nt
Organism: Bombyx mandarina (wild silkworm)
Lineage: Eukaryota; Metazoa; Arthropoda; Insecta; Lepidoptera; Bombycidae
Gene: mge
Product: translocase of outer mitochondrial membrane 22 homolog mge
Biological process (GO): intracellular protein transport
Cellular component (GO): mitochondrial outer membrane
Source: RefSeq, a predicted model, not a curated record
AAGUACCAAAAAAAAUCUAUGGUAAAGGUGCUUUGAUUGAGGUUGGAUUGUUCUGAAAAAUAAGAUCUUAAACGCUUCCUAGUUCGUACAGAACUAUACUAGUACGAUAAUUUAUUUACCAAAAAAAAUCGUUUUUCAAAUUAAAUCCAUAUUGUCUAUAACAUGCUUAUGGAUUUGACCGAUGAAUUAGAAUUAAGCGAUAGCGGAAUGGAGUCUUUGACUACGAGCAAAGAUGAUACCCCUGAAAGAAGGCCUGAACAAUAUUUCAUAACCCCCUCGGUGGGGUCAUCGCCCACUGCUGGAUCUCCUAGUGGACCUUUGAAAGAGUACGACGAUGAACCAGAUGAAACUCUUUCUGAAAGAUUGUGGGGUCUGACCGAAAUGUUCCCAGAGUGUGUAAGGAAUGGCACAUACACAGUUACAACAAAUACAUGGUCUGGUAUCAAAGGCCUGUAUGGUCUAUCACGCUCAGUAAUGUGGGUUGUUGCCAGUUCAUCGGUAAUAUUGUUUGCUCCUGUCAUAUUUGAGGUAGAAAGAGCUCAAGUAGCCGAAAUGGAAAAGUCACAACAAAAACAGGUGUUAUUAGGGACAAACACAGCUAUGGCAGGACCCAUGCCUGCGAUGCCACCAAUGCCACGAUAAAUUACGUUUAUCUCACAGAAUAAGCAAUCAUUUACAUAUUGACUUAUCUCAUGUUAAACACAAUAAUGUUGUUCAGCAUUCAUAUCAAAAUAAAGUGAUUUUAGAAUUUUAAUGAAUAAUAUGCAUUAGAAAAAUAAAAGUUAACUAAACUUUUUGUAUUAUUUGGUAUUAAAUAAAUCAACUAAUAUUCAAACAAUGCCCAUAAUAUCACAUAUGUAAGGAUUUAUGUGUGAUUUUUUUCACUUUGUUUUUAUUCAUACAGAAAUACCAAAUGAAUAUAUUCCUUUUAUUCUCUCAUGAACUUUGGGUCACAUUAAUUUAUGAAUGCUGAAUGACUAAUUUGCAUGCUUUAAUCAAUAAUUUUAGUGUAUUAGUCUAAAUAAAUAUGUACCUAUAAAAUUCUAGUUCAUUUCAUUUGACAAAAUAAGUACUGAUGUUUAAUUAAAUGCAUUUAAUCUAUUGUAUUGAAUUUGUUUUCAGUUCUUGCUGUUUAAUUUCUAUAAUUCUAUAUGUAGGAAUAUCGAAUAUUUGCAUUCUCCUGUGUUUUAUGUUAAUGGGUGUUGAUAAUAAUAAACUAUAUGUAGGAGUGUCACUGGUCUUUAAAUAGAUAUUGCUUAAUCACAGGUUAUUAUUUUGUGAAUGUAGAUAAUGCUUUGUUAUUGAAAUAGAAGUUGUUACUAGUUGUA